This is a messenger RNA of Gaeumannomyces tritici R3-111a-1, 1704 nucleotides long. RefSeq lists its product as hypothetical. The transcript has a single exon. The record is from RefSeq and is a predicted model, not a curated record. Gene Ontology annotation, biological process: protein import into nucleus. Bases 157 to 858 code for a protein of 233 amino acids. Gene Ontology annotation, cellular component: nucleus; cytosol. NCBI's taxonomy places the organism in Eukaryota, Fungi, Ascomycota, Sordariomycetes, Magnaporthales, Magnaporthaceae. Gene Ontology annotation, molecular function: nuclear import signal receptor activity.
CCCUGAACAAAAGGAGGCAAAAAGGGCACAUAAACGGCCAACACCAAAUCACGUCAUAGCGCGGCGAAGGCGUAGCAAAGACUACAAUACACCAGUUCUAUAUACAGCUACUCGAGAGUAGCCACAACCACAGACACAACAACAACAACAACAAAAAUGGCACAGCCCCUCUUCGGCCUCGUGCCAGCAAACCUCCCCUGCAUAACCGCCCCGGCCGAGACGCCGUCCCCGACCUCCUUCAUAUACUCCAUCGGCGCCGGCGCCGCGCCCUUCUCGCACCUCGUCGUCUUCCUCCUGCCGGGCGUCGCGCUGCCCGACGGCACCGCCGCCGCCAUCUACCUGGUCACGCCUCCCGUCAGCCCCGGCUCCCCGCCCUCGUCCCGGUUCCUGGGCGGCGUCGGCCCGGGCAAGGAGAGCGCCAUCUUCAACCUGCGCUCCUCUUCCUCUGCCGCCCCGCCUAGCGCGGACCAACAACAACAACAACAACAACAGCAACAGCAGCAGCAGCAGCAGCAGCAGCAGCAGCAGCAGCAGCAGCAGCAGCAGCCCGUGGUAAUCGGUAUAAGCAUCGAGCCCGCCGACUCGGUCGCCGCGCGCAUCACCGAGAUCAAGGAGGCCAGGGGAGCAACAGCAGCCGGAGACGGCAACACCAACAGCGCCCUGGUCGUCGCCAGGCCCUCGACUUUGGUCCUGGCCCAGCGCAUCAUCCAGAACGCCUUCAACUUCCUGGCCAGCUUCAGCGGCACCACGGCCGGCCAGGUAGAGGUCGUGCCGCUCAAGGCCUUUGAGGAGUGGUGGCGCAAGUUCGAGGGUAGGGUACGCGCCGACCCGGGCUUUCUGGAGCGCGCAGAAAACUAGUCGCUAUGCUGGGGUGUCACUUUUCAACAUUUGGUCUGUUUGGCGUAUCGGGUAGGAGUUCUCACGGUUGCAUGUUUUCAAUGGCUCGGGAACAGUACAAGUAUAUCACAACGUAAAUUCUAUCAUCAAGACAAACAACUAUCAGGAGGCGUCAUUGCCGUAAAGGGCAUCCUUUGGCAUAAUUCUCAGUUUGCCAGCUCGGAGCAGUCCACGUUCAACCCUGAGCGGUCCUGUUUUUGUAACUCCCGAGGCGGCAUCAAUAAGCUCGUACAGAAGAAAGCAACACGUAUACAACAAACUCAACAAGCCAUCUGGAACAUUGCUCGUGCGGAAGUGUAAUCGCUGCCAUCCAGUUGACGCCUUUUUUCUCCGUGGGCCCAAGUCUGAAAGAAAAUAACAAGAUCCCCCAUCCCAACCAAGCAGAAAUGUACAAAUAAAGACGAUAAAGGGUAAGAACCGUAUAAAAUAAAGAGUCGUAGUAGAAACAGCAGUAAUCGAUACCGACAGGACCGAAGACCAAAGAGUCUGCAUGUUCUAGAUCAUGCUGUCUUGUUUUGUGCGAGGCCCGCCAUAAAGAAGCGAAUAGAAAAAGAAACCGAGCCUGGCGGCAGGCUUCCCAGCUUGAUGGGGAGGGGAUAAGAAAGUGAAUCCAAAAAUAAUUGAAGAGCGUAAUAUGAACACCAAACACCGGACAAAAACGACGAGAUCAAAUCGCGUGUCAUGUCUCCUGGAGUGGCGACUUCAUGGGGCUUUUCAGCCUCGUGGGGCUGCUGGCACGACUCCGGCGGCCGGCGUUGGACAUCUGGAGCGUGGGAACCAGCCGUUCGCGGCUCUCGGUCCUAACCA